AUGCCCGGUUUCGCCGACUCUUUCUGGACCCCCGACUAUGCUUCGGGUCUGGGGGUAUUGUACGGGAAACUGCAGCAGGGAGUUGUGGAGAACAAACAGAUUUUGGCCAUUGCGUCCAUGCGUGCAGACGCGGAAGAGCAGUAUGGACUCCGCAUGGGAGAUAUUGCCCCGAGCGUGGAUAGGAUGACGGCAGUGGGAUUUGGCAAGGACGAUGGAGCCAGUGUCAGAAAGGCAUACGAAGGAAUCCGCACCGAGAUGGUCGAGGCCUCCAAGAACCACCAGAAGAUCGCCAACAAUAUCCGUGAAUUGGUUGUAUCGCCCUUCCGGCGUUGGGGCGAGCAGCAUGACAUGCGUGUUCAGUACUCGCACGACCUCCUCCAGUCCCGCAUCAAGGAACACACCAAGCAGGCGGAGUUGGUAAGGAAGUUGCGCAGUACUUACUUCAACAAGUGUCGUGUCGUCGAGGACCUCGAAGAAGAGAACAAACUUGCUUUCCAAGACCCUGAGACGAGCCCGAAGAUCAAAGCCCCCCCGAAGAUCAUCCUCCCCACCGAGGAAGAGCCCGAAGAAGACCCCAUCGAGUUGGGUGAGCGGAUUUUCCCGCCAGACCACAUCAAAAAACUCCUGACCCAUAUGCUUGAUAACAUCAAGCUUGGCGAGGCCAAGGUUCCCAUCAUCGGCACCUAUCUGAAUGUAUCCACCGGUGCGGAUAUUUCGCAAUAUAUCCAGACCUACAUGGAGGCCGAGAAUCUCGCUCAGGUGGAGAUAAUUGGUCAGGACAUGGUAAACAACGGUCUUCUUCGCUUGGUUGGAAAUAUGGGCAAUGUCUUUGCCAAUAGCUCCAAGAUGAACUAUCAGUGGCGUCCCAAGGUUUUCCAAAUCACCGGUAUUCCAGAAAAAAAGAAGCCUCUCAUGCGUGUCACCUCAGUGGCAUCAAGCGAGGACGGCAACGGCAGCGACUCGCCUAUUGCAUCUGUCUCAGAGAUGCUGUCUGGAUGGAAUCCCCUCAACAACCCUUACCCGAACGAGACACCUUCGGAGAAGCUUCGAAGGGAGGCUUUGGAAGCCGAUGAACGGUACAAGGUUGCCGUUCGUAGACUUGACCAGAUCCGCUGUCGUUUGGAGGAAGAAGUCAUUGGCCAGCUCAAAUACAUGGAGCAGUGCGAGCUGGACCGCCUCAAGGCCAUCAAAGCCGUGGUUCUCGACUUCUCGGGCGCGAUCAGCAAUGUCAUUCCCAAUCUGCAGAGCACAGUGGAUCAUAUGAUGCUGUAUCAAGAAACAAUCCAGCCCCUCGGCGACCUGAGAUAUCUGCUCGAGAACUACCGCACUGGUGGAUUCGUGCCUAAGAUCCAAGCUUACGAGAACUACUAUGGUUCCGUUGAAGAACAAAACUUUGGUGUCGACCUUGAAGCUAGAGCCCGUGCCGACCGCAAACGUGUUCCGAUCCUGGUGACUACCAUUCUGACCUACCUAGAUAACCGCUACCCUGAACUUGAAGGCGAUGAAACACGGCGAAUGAUCUGGCUGACCGAAGUUGAUCUCAGCACGACGCAUAAGCUUCGUCAAGUUUUGAACAACAGCAAGGCCGAUUAUGCCGAAGUGUUGCCUCAGUUCGAAAUCCCCGUUAUUGCAAGCGUUCUAAGAUUGUACCUGCUUGAAUUGCCAGACUCAUUGGUUUCCUCACAAGUUUACGAAAUCGUGAAGACGAUUUAUUCCACCACCGCUCAUGAGACCACGGAAGAAGGACGGAUCAAGGUUCUGCAAAGCACCCUUGGACAACUCCGCCUCGUCAAUAUCGCUACGCUUGAUGCCAUUAUGACUCACUUCACGCGCCUGAUUGAUUUGACCUCGGCCGACGAAGAAUACAUCACUUCGUUGGCACAGGCCUUUUCCCCUUGUAUUCUUCGCCCUCGCAUCGAGAGCAGUCUGACGAUGAAUGAGCGCCACAGCUACCGCCUGAUCCGCGAUCUGUUUGCCCACAAGGACAACAUCUUUGGUGAACUGAAGCGCCAAUCGAGUGCGCUCGGAAUUACCAGCUCCGGCUCCAACCGUCCACGCGCCAUCAGCACGGACGAGAGUAACCGUCGUGCGGCGAUGGAGGCCCGCCAGCGAGCUAUUGUCAACCGCAGCCGGGCAACCAGUCCCGCCAAUCGCCAACGGCACCGACGUGACCGCUCGAGCGGUGCUUCGGAGAUAGGCCGGUUCCCGAUCAACGUGAACAGCCCUUCAGACCGCAGAUCCACCCGCGAUAGCCUAGAUGUACCAGCCAACAAGACUCCCCAGCCUGGAGCUGAGGAUGCUCCUGUCGUGAACACCCAAGUUGCCGAGCCUAUUACCAACGGCACGUAUACCGAGUCUCCUGCCUCGGCUGCUGCCAGCACCAGCACCAGCGCCCACUCGAGCUCCCCCAGCCCCCCUCCUGUUUCUCUUCCCGAAACAGCCUCCGAUGACUCUCCAACUCCUACCCCUACUCCAGCUGCAGCAUCUGCUGAGUUCGAGAAGCGCAAUUCUAUGUCCCGCUCUUCUGGUGCUCGAUCCAGCCGCAAGCCAGGCCUUGGUAGCUUGUCUAGCUUUCCUACUGGCUCGGCUGUCGCGGCCAGUGGCACGGACAGCAACCGAAGCAGCAUCGCUGAAAGUGAGCCCAACAGAGUCACUCUGGAGGACAAGCCUAUGGAUGAUUAG
Molecule: messenger RNA, 2682 nt
Organism: Penicillium hordei
Lineage: Eukaryota; Fungi; Ascomycota; Eurotiomycetes; Eurotiales; Aspergillaceae
Product: GTPase-activating protein RGD2
Exons: 5
Coding region: 1-2682 (893 amino acids)
Biological process (GO): cytoskeleton organization; small GTPase-mediated signal transduction
Cellular component (GO): cytoplasm; cell division site; plasma membrane
Molecular function (GO): GTPase activator activity
Source: RefSeq, a predicted model, not a curated record